AUGGUAUCUGAUCAAACCUAUGAGAUAUGUCUUCCUGUGCUUCAGGACGAUACACUCGAUGAUGAGGAGAGGACUGAUAAAGUGGAGGAACUUCUGAAAAAGAAAACGAGCCUAACAGGGACCUCUCUCGAAAACACAGUCUUGGAUAUUCUUUGGCGUCAUCGAGAGGCAACAAUCUCAACUUCACCCACACUGUCACGACAUGCUGUCUUACGGAGACCCUCACCUGCACCUUGGCCCUCAUCUAGAUGUGGGGCUGCUACUUGUUCUCCUCGUCUAGGGGUCAGCCCUCUUGCUCCGCCCGGAUUUAUUCCUCAGUCAUUCAAUCGAACCAAAUCUUCGACUGUAUCGCCUUUCACAUCACCUCGCCCUUCUCCUAGAUUAGCUUUCUCCAGUCCUGCCAUACCACAUAGUCCUAGUCUAAAUGCCUAUGAAUUUCCCACCGAUACCAGUCCUGCACAAGAUAAUUACGGGGAUUAUGGAAGCGAAAAUGUUGACUGGCUCGUGAAUGAUGAUAUUGGAAGUAAUGGCUCAUCUCUUGGCGCACACAGUGGUCUUAAUGCAGCUGCAGCCGAGUACAUACAGCCUCAACAGUCAGAUAUGAGUCCGUAUGACAUGCUACGAUCAAUUUUGGGCCCUUCAAAGUCAGAUGAGGAGAUAGAAGCUGCUCUUGCGAUUCAUGGUUAUGAUCUAAGUGCAACAAUUAUGGCUUUUAUGGAUAUUCAAAACGGAAACAUAGAUGCAGCUCAGGCACGAGCUGUAGACGCUAAAAAUUCUAUUUUGAUUGGUAAAUCUAUGACUCCAGAGAUUCAUCGACCCACCACCCCAGCUGGCCAACCUAAGAACGGAGUUAUUUGCAGGUUCUGGCUAUCUACAGGACAGUGUCUCAGGGCGGACUGUAAAUUUAGCCAUGAUCUUAGUAAUCAUAUCUGCAAGUACUGGGUCAUGGGUAAUUGUCUAGCUGGAGAUACCUGCAUUUUCUCUCAUGAUCCGACUCACUUUAUGAGUCGCUUGGCAAUAGAUGGUAGUAACACACCCCCUCUCCAGAAUCCAUUAUCAAUCCAGUUCCAAGAUUUCAAUGCGUUUCCUUCAUUGCAUUCUGUGCAAGAUGAUUGGCCCAACUCUUACAACUCCUCGAGUACCUUUAGUAAUUAUCAAGGAGCAACAUUCACAGCACCUCCUGGAUUUAAAUUGAUGCAAGGAUAUGUAAGUGAUGGGUCUAGUCAAAGAUCCCGCCCAAGUAGCAGGCAUCAAGCUUCUCGAGAUAUGAACAUAUCUGCUCCUGCUCUGGACGAUACUGAAGCCUUCCCAUCGCUUGGUGCAGUAAUCGGAAAGGGUAGUAAGAAACACCAUGGUAAGCGAGGAGGUCAUGGAACUGUUAAGGAAAAUAUGACACCAAGCUCACUAGCCGAGCUUGUUAAAAUGUCCAAUUCUUUAGGGUCUAUCCAGCUACGACAUGACAACAAAAAGCUUGGCAGGAACGGGAGUGCUUCCAACAUUAGUAGUGGGGAAAAUAGUGCCGCUGCACAAGCAAUACCAAGUCCUCGACAAAUUCCGUGGUUAGAGACCGGUGAUAAAGCAAAUAAAGCAUAUCUCAAAGCUAGACAAGAAGCAAUUAGACAUGGCGGAUUAAGAAACAAAUUUCUUCAAAGCGCCGCUCAAGCUUGGAACCGCAAUGAUGCCCGAGCAGCAAAGGCACUUAGUCUACGUGGUCAAACUGAAAAUGACAAUAUGAGGAAGGCGCAUAGAGAUGCUGCCCGUCAGCUGUAUGAAGAACGAAAUCGAAGAAAUAACUCUAAUUGCGAGAUAUAUGUUGAUCUUCAUGGUCUCCACCCCGAAGAAUCUGUUGAGUAUCUUGAAAAAGUACUCCUUGAUAAUCAGCAAGAAACGCGUCCCGUCUAUGCCAUAACUGGUACUGGUCAUCACAGUAAGAACGGGAAAGAUAAAGUUGGUAAAGCCAUUCGAGGUUUCCUUAACGAGUGGCGCUAUGCUUAUCGUGAGUUCUCUGUCCCUGGUGAUAGAAACAAUGUCGGUGGUAUACUUGGUAUCGACGCUAGAUCAUAUGACAAGUCUUUAGUUCGAGAAGAGAACGCUGAAGAUUCUCACCUCAAGGCUGAACACGUUGAUAUCCUAAGCCAAGGGCACGAAAUAGGGCAAGGAAAAGUGCGCCUGUUGGUGAGAGACCUGCCAAAAGGUCCUAAUGGAAGUCGAUAA
Blumeria graminis f. sp. triticale is the source of this 2214-nucleotide messenger RNA. NCBI's taxonomy places the organism in Eukaryota, Fungi, Ascomycota, Leotiomycetes, Helotiales, Erysiphaceae. The record is from the annotation of a GenBank genome assembly.